CACCGGGGCGGCCCCCUGGCCCUGCAGCCCCCCGGGGUGACCUUCCUGGGCAAGGGGCUCCCCGGGGAGCUGCCCCACGGGGACCCCGGGAAGGGGCUGGACGGGCCGGGGGAGAGGCCCCUGGUGACGUCCCCGCUGUCCCUGGUGAAGCUGGAGGAGCACCAGCGCUCCAACAUCAGCAAGUUCGAGCGGAGGCAGGCCAGGCCCCUGGACGCCGCCCUGCACCGGGGGGAGGAGGAGGGAGCAGAAUUCCAGCAGAAGUUGGAGGAGCCGCGGCCGCCCCCGCCCAGGGUGCGCCCGGUGCCGUCCCUGGUGCCGCGCCCGCCCCAGACCUCGCUCGUCAAGUUCGUGGGGAACAUCUACACCCUCAAGUGCAGGUGGGAGCCCUCCCUGAGCCACGGGGAGCCACGGGGAGACACAGGGAGACACAGAGAGCCACAGGGAUACACGGGGAUACACGGGGAGCCACAGGGAUGCACGGGGAGGUACAGGGAGACACAGGGAGCCACAGGGAUGCACAGGGAGCCACAGGGAUGCACAGGGAGCCACAGGGAUGCACAGGGAGCCACAGGGAUACACAAGGAGCCACAGGGAUACACAGGGAGCCACAGGGAUACACAGGGAGCCACAGGGAUCUACAGGGAUACACAGAGAACCACAGGGAUACACAGGGAGACACAGGGAGACACAGGGAUACACAGAGAGGCACAGGGAUACACAGGGAGACAGGGAUGCACAGGGAGGUACAGGGAUACACAGGGAGACACAGGGAGCCACAGGGAUACACAGGGAGACACAGGGAGACACAGGGAGACACAGGGAUGCACGGGGAGGUACAGGGAGACACAGGGAGACACAGGGAUGCACAGGGAUACACGGGGAGACACAGGGAUGCACAGGGGGACACAGGGAGCCACAGGGAUACACAGGGAGACACACGGAU
Messenger RNA from Corapipo altera (White-ruffed manakin), 943 nucleotides. RefSeq names its product protein LIAT1-like. Gene Ontology annotation, biological process: regulation of transcription by RNA polymerase II. Gene Ontology annotation, molecular function: RNA polymerase II cis-regulatory region sequence-specific DNA binding; DNA-binding transcription factor activity, RNA polymerase II-specific. Lineage: Eukaryota; Metazoa; Chordata; Aves; Passeriformes; Pipridae. The annotation marks the transcript as partial. The transcript has 3 exons. The record is from RefSeq and is a predicted model, not a curated record. Gene Ontology annotation, cellular component: nucleus.